Molecule: messenger RNA, 2178 nt
Organism: Castor canadensis (American beaver)
Lineage: Eukaryota; Metazoa; Chordata; Mammalia; Rodentia; Castoridae
Gene: Cln3
Product: CLN3 lysosomal/endosomal transmembrane protein, battenin
Biological process (GO): lysosome organization; lysosomal lumen acidification
Cellular component (GO): membrane; lysosome
Source: RefSeq, a predicted model, not a curated record
AGCUGGGGUUUCUGGUUCCUGUUUUGUCUACUGACUAGGAGUAGGAGAGAGGAAGGGGCUGGCGGCCCUAUGGCUUCCACUUCCAAGUCAGUAAUGCUUCCCUAAAGGGACAGAGGGGCUGGAUUGGUGGCUCUGAUGUCCAUCCCCUCAUAACUUGUUUAUAUUUGGUACUGUGGUUAUUUGUGUCUCUCUGCCACCUUCUGUGAGUGCCUUGAGGGCAGAGGCCAUGUAUGAAAAGCUGUGGGAAUUUCUAGGCCCCAUGUCACCUUGGUUGAGUGAUCUGGGAAUAAAACCACAGGGUGCGUAUUUCAAACAGCAGUCUGCAGGCCUGGUUGUGGGAAAGAUCUGGCAGAGGUGGGCACAGGCUGUUGGAAACCACUGCAGAGUUCAGCAGGGGAAGGAUAUGAAGAGGAAGCAAGUUCCCGCUCUCCCACUUAGAGGAAGAGGUUCCAGAGUUCUUCUGGCCUCUCGCUUUCUCACGCCCUGAAGCUGACAAGGCCGAAAACGAACACUGAGAGAGAACCAGGAACUAAGGAGGACCUCUGACCACGUGAUGGGGGACCCACGCGUACUGUCACAUGACCCUCGUCCUUGCUACUCUAAGGUGCCCAAAGCUCAGCUGCUCUUAAAGCCCCUCAUCCGCCCAGUCGGAGCCAGCUCUGAACACUCGCUGACUUUCGACCCGUCGGGGUACUUUAACUUGAUGACAUGGAAGACUGUGCGGGUUCGCGGUGGCGCCUUUCGGAUUCCGAGAGGGAGGAAACCACCCCAGAGACACAGGCCUCUCUGUUGGAUGGUCAAGGUGCCCAUUGGAAGAAUGCUGUGGGAUUCUGGCUCCUGGGCCUUUGUAACAACUUCUCCUACGUAGUGAUGCUAAGUGCUGCCCAUGACAUCCUUAGACACCAGCAGGCAUCUGGGAACCAGAGCCAUGUGGACCCAGGCCCGACACCCAUUCCCCACAAUAGCUCAUCUCGGUUCGAUUGCAACUCUGUCUCCACAGCUGCAGUGCUCCUUGCUGACAUCCUCCCCACCCUGGUCAUCAAAUUGCUGGCUCCUCUGGGCCUUCAUCUGCUGCCCUACAGCCCUCGGGUCCUGGUCAGUGGGAUUUGUUCAGCUGGAAGCUUUGUCCUGGUGGCCUUUUCUCAUUCAGUGUGGACCAGCCUGUGCGGUGUGGUCUUGGCCAGCAUUUCAUCAGGUCUGGGGGAGGUCACCUUCCUCUCACUCACCGCCUUCUACCCCAGGGCUGUGAUCUCCUGGUGGUCCUCAGGCACUGGGGGAGCAGGCCUGCUGGGGGCCCUGUCCUACCUGGGCCUUACCCAGGCUGGCCUCUCCCCCCAGCAUACCCUGCUCUCCAUGCUGGGGAUCCCUGCCCUGCUACUGGCCAGCUAUUUCUUGUUGCUCACAUCUCCUGAGCCCCAGGACCCAGGAGGGGAAGAUGAGGCAGAGACCGCAGCUCGGCAACCCCUCAUAGGCACCGAGGCCCAGGAGUGGAAGCCAGGCUCCAGCUGGGACCUCUCCCUCCAGGAAAGGUGGACUGUGUUCAAGGGUCUGCUGUCCCACAUCAUCCCCUUGGUGCUGGUCUAUUUUGCUGAGUACUUCAUCAACCAGGGACUUUUUGAGCUCCUGUUUUUCCGGAACACGUCCCUGAGUCACGCUCAGCAGUACCGCUGGUACCAGAUGCUGUACCAGGCAGGCGUCUUUGCCUCCCGUUCUUCUCUCCGCUGCUGUCACAUCCGUUACACCUGGGUCCUGGCCCUGCUGCAGUGCCUCAACCUGGCCUUCCUGCUAGCAGACGUGUGCCUGAGUUUCUUGCCGAGCAUCUACCUUGUCUUCUUGAUCAUUCUGUAUGAGGGACUCCUGGGGGGAUCGGCAUAUGUGAACACCUUCCACAACAUUGCUCUAGAGACUCGCGAGGAGCACCGGGAAUUUGCCAUGGCUGCUGCCUGUAUCUCUGACACCUUGGGGAUCUCCCUGUCAGGGGCUCUGGCCUUACAGCUGCAUGACUUCCUCUGCCACCUCCCAUGACACAGGACAUAGUGACCUGAGGACACACAGGAAGCUCCAGGCCUUCCCUGCAGGGAUAGGUAUGGGAAGAAGAGCUCAGACCUUAUCCCCUUCAGCAAGGGACACCCAUUGUCUCCUCCCACGCCUGUCUCAGCCUUGGGCCCUUUGAAUAAA